UGUGUGUGUGUGUGUGAGACAGUGUAUGUACACCUGCGUGGGCGCAUGCACAAACAGGACAGCUUCCUAGCUUUGCCUGCUCAGACACUCUGUGGGGACGAAAGCAGCUGUCAACCCUACUGGCUUGACGAGACACACAUCAGUCUGAACAGGGGAAACGCUAUGAAACAGUGCAGGCCUCGGUGCUGAACUUUACGCAUGGAAACAGGUCAAAGUUGGCCCAACUGAGACGCGCCUGAAGCUGGAAGUGGAGACUUGGUGGAGGGUGGACCACAGAGGCAUAAAGAGGUCUUCACAGAACUCUCCCUGAGUGCUGAGUAUCUUUUUGUGCAACUAUGAAUCCGAUGUGGAAGGUAUAUAAGAGCAAAGUGCUAAAGACGCUUAACCCCGAGUAUGAAGAGGACACUGCCGAAGAGGUAACAGAAGUGGAGAAUGAUAUGAUGAGCCCGGUGCAGGAGGAUGAGGGACCUAACGCUGUAUCCCAGUUGGCCAAAAAAAUGCAGGGGGCCGGGACUAAAAGCUGGAACAGGCUAUCAUCUCUCUUCAACAAAGAAGAUGAACACCAGCUUCUAGAGGAGACUGAGAGCCCGCCUGUCGCCGACCAUCCACUUGCAGUAAAGCCGGAGGAGCCUCCUCGACCCAGUCGGCGCUCAGGAUUCUGGGAUAGCUUCGCAACCAACUGGGCUGCCAAGAAGCAGGCAGAAGCUGCAGCCGCUGCUGCUGCAGCAGACGAGGCAGCAGCAGGCCAGGGUGAGGAGGGGGUGACACAGGGCGGAGGGGAGGAGACCCAGGAUGGGCAGAUCACUGAGGGAGAAGAGAGUGAAGGAGGAGGACGGAGCAGCAACAACAGCUUCUCCAAAUACGUCUCCCUGGGAGGAGGCGGAGGGGACGCAUCCUUUAAAUGGAACUUUGUCACCAGCAAGCUGGCAGAGCUGAAGACCAAGACCAACUAGCAUGACGAAGGAAUCUGUAGAAUAUAAACAAUAUGAUGAAGGGGUUAGAUGUUGGAGUGUGGAGGAAGUUUAGGAGGAGGGUAUAUUUUACACAGGAUGUCCUGUAACUAAACUACAGCUAUUGUAGACGUCCCUUUUUAUCACAUUCUGAACUAUUGAACUUAUGCCCAUAAAAUGUCUUUUUACAACCACAUCACAAUGACCAAAUAAAGCUCCAAUAAACCAGGAUCUUUUUUAACCUUUACUUUCCUCAUGUGCCUAUUUAGGACACUGAUAUUUUCAGGACACAAAUAAAAAACAGUCUUAAGAUGAUUUUUUAAAAUUAAAUCUUAAAGAGGAAGGGCAUAAUUCACACCUGAAAAUGAAAUCUCUCAUGUCCCUGUAUGUACAGUGUAUGUAGAGACACCAAGUACAUAAAUACUACUAGAGUUUACUUCAUGAAAGGGACCUUCUAAAAUCAAUUGUACUAAAAGAGAGAUACUCUAAUUGAUGAUAUUAUUUAUUUUUCUUUGGAGAUUAGGUGGGUGUACUAUGCAAAUCUGCAGGCAGAGCUAAUAGUCUCUUUAACAGCUUGAGACACAGCAUGUAGCCACCAGUGUAACAGGUGAUCAGUACGUUAAAGGUAAAUACAACAGAUACUUUAUAAAGCGUCGAACCUGGUAUAUAGGCUACACAAUACAGUCCGCUUUCUAGGGGUUGUAUGAUGGUAUCUUCCUUCCCAAAGUGCUUUUUAAGCCACAAAAAGGGGCCUUCACACCUGUCAGCAAACUUGAUCUAAUCUGUAGUUUUGCAAAAACUGGAUUAAGAGAUUAAAGGUGGUGAUAGCUGAAUUAUUUGGGGAUUAUCUCACUUAACCUGAUCAGAGGGCAUGGGAUUUCAGUUAGGAGAUUUGGCCGUGCGACAUAACUAUUACAUAACUUAAGCAUUUAUAAGUCUCUCCUCAGACAUCAGGGAGGGUAAAUGUGCUGCACAGUUAUAUGAAAUGUGUAAAAUAUGAACGUGUGUGUGGUGAGAUAAUGUCAGGCGCGCUGACACGAUGACUUAACUGACUUGAAUUUUCUGAUUGUGACUGAGACUGACAUGUGCAAAGUGUGAGUUUUUAAACAUUCCUAAUUUUGUGACAUGAAAGAAAUGAGGCUUUAAAUAUUUUAUCUCAGAUUUCGGUUUUGAUCUUGAUGUAUGUUUUAUUCUGUUGUUUUGUUUUCUGGUAUCCUAUAAUAAAGACUGUUGCACUAAAACAA
Messenger RNA from Dicentrarchus labrax (European seabass), 2194 nucleotides. RefSeq lists its product as uncharacterized. Gene Ontology annotation, biological process: spermatogenesis. The transcript has 4 exons. NCBI's taxonomy places the organism in Eukaryota, Metazoa, Chordata, Actinopteri, Moronidae. The coding region runs from base 336 to 953 and encodes 205 amino acids. The record is from RefSeq and is a predicted model, not a curated record.